Messenger RNA from Talaromyces rugulosus, 918 nucleotides. RefSeq lists its product as uncharacterized. Lineage: Eukaryota; Fungi; Ascomycota; Eurotiomycetes; Eurotiales; Trichocomaceae. The coding region runs from base 1 to 918 and encodes 305 amino acids. The transcript has a single exon. The record is from RefSeq and is a predicted model, not a curated record.
AUGGCCUCCACUUCUACAGGAACAGAUACCUCCGUUGAGGGGCUAUCACCGAUCGGCAACAACCCUUCCAAUUCCUGGCUUUACAAUCCAGCCACCGGCCUCAUUGACCUGACACGCGAAGACUCCACCUCAGACCCAACAGCCCUUAUCUUAAAAACCACCACGCACCCGAUCUGCAUCAACCCCGCCAAGACAGCCCUGAUCAUUAUCGACAUGCAAAACUUCUUCCUUUCCUCGGCCUUGGGCCGAGUCACUAGCAGCGCCGGCCUGGCCGCCGCCGACGCACUUCUUACCACUGGAAUCCCCGCCGCGCGGGACGAGGGCAUCCGUGUCGUCUGGGUGAACUGGGGCCUGACAGACGAGGAGGUGGAUACAAUGCCACCGUCAAUGAUGAAGGCGUUUGGAGCGUACGAGAUGCCGGCCAGCAGCAGCUAUGGCGAAGACACCUAUAGCAACCUUCCGAAGAGGAAAAAGAAGGCACGAACCAUAUACAAGGGACUCGGGGUGGAUUUGGGUCCCGUCGAGCUCGGUGACGGCACGACCGUUGAAGCAGGCCGCGUCCUGAUGCGUGAUACGUGGAACGCGGCGCUGUGUCCGCCUCUAGACGGCGAGUAUCGGAAGGGGCUGCAGGAUGUGUGGAUCCACAAGAAUCGCAUGUCGGCGCUCUGGGGUCAGCACUCGGAUCUCCAGGACUUUUUGGAUAAAGAGGGCCUGACUACUCUGCUGUUUGCGGGAGUAAACACCGACCAGUGUGUGGGGGGCACGCUGGCUGAUGCGUUUAGUAGAGGAUUUGACUGUAUUCUGUUGAAGGAUGCGGUAGCGACGACCUCGCCGCAGUUUGCGACUGACUCGUGGGAGUGGAACUGUGCGAAUACUUAUGGGUUUGUUACUUCGUGUGGGGCUUUGCGGCGUGAAUAA